AUGCUUGGAGAGGCGGAACUAUUAUUAGUUGUCGUGGGCUUUUUGAUAGCCUUCGUUAGCGCGUUCGGUCUCGGUGCAAACGAUGUUGCCAAUUCAUUUGGUACUAGUGUCGGAUCAAAAGUACUGACACUUCGCCAAGCCUGUAUCUUAGCGACCAUUUGUGAGAUAGCCGGAUCAGUACUUCUAGGAGGUCACGUAUCAGCCACAAUUCGUGGGGGGAUCAUUGAUCCCACUCAGUUCAAUGGAACCGCAGACGGCGCUGUGAGAUUGAUGCAAGGUCAAGUCUCAUCUCUAAUUGGUUCAUGCGCUUGGAUGCUGCUGGCAACAUUCCUACGAAUACCUGUCUCCGCAACCCAUAGUAUCGUGGGUGCGACAGCUGGUUUUGGAUUAGUGCUUUUCGGAAUUGAUGGCAUACAGUGGAAAGGAAUUUUCAAGAUUGUUGGUUCGUGGUUCUUAUCGCCAGUUUUAAGUGGACUUGUGUCAAGCACCCUAUACUUAAUUAUCAAAUACACCGUUUUGGUGAAGGAAAAUUCUCUAGAACCAGCACUCAACACAUUGCCGUUCCUGUACGCUAUCACCAUCUUCAUUAACGUAUUUUCAGUUCUCUUCGGUGGACUUAAAAUGCUUAACCUGCCUGAGAUAUCUAUUUGGACGAUCCUGGGAGCAGCUGCCGGCUGUGGUCUCGCGGGUGGACUUGCAGUGCACUUCAUCGGACGCCCCAUCAUUCGUCGUAAAGUUCAUGCUCGUCUCUCUGGAAAGGGGAAUACUUCCUCUUCCAAAAAAACCUUCAAUUUAUCCUGUCUUACACAAUGUCGUGAGAGAAUGGAAGCCUUUUUCAGCCAUGAAACAAACGCUACCGGCCCUCAAGCGGCUCCAAAAACAGAAACUACAAUUCCUCCAAAAUCGGAUGCUGAUGAUGUUGAAAUGCAAAAUAUUCAGGAGACAGAAAAUACGGCAACUAAUAAAUCUUCAAAAGUUGUUGGUCGUGAUGGCCAAGUAUGCGACAGACCAGAAGAGGCUGAGGUGUUUGCAUUCGCACAAAUUCUCACUGCCACCUUCGGCUCUUUCGUCCACGGUGGUAAUGAUGUGGCUAACGCUAUUGGACCUGUUAUGGGUCUGUGGAUGGUCGCUACAACAGGUGAUGUCUUAAUGAAGGUGGCACCAAAGGUCUGGAUCCUAUUCUAUGGUGGCAUUGGUAUCUCAGUCGGUCUUUGGGUCUGGGGUCGAAAGGUCAUGCAGACAAUUGGUCAUGAUCUUACCGAAAUCACACCAACCACCGGAAUGUGCAUUGAAUUGGGUGCUGCUAUAACUGUGUUGAUUGCAAGUAAAGCCGGUCUUCCCGUCUCGACCACUCACUGUCUGGUCGGUUCUGUUGUCUUCGUCGGAUGCUUCCGUGAGCGACAGAGUGUCAACUGGAAACUCUUUGUUGGCAUUGCAUUUGCUUGGAUGGUCACAUUACCCGUUUCUUGCGGUAUAUCCUCCCUGACCAUGUACUUAUUCACAGUUUUCGGCUAA
Molecule: messenger RNA, 1515 nt
Organism: Rodentolepis nana
Lineage: Eukaryota; Metazoa; Platyhelminthes; Cestoda; Cyclophyllidea; Hymenolepididae
Source: the annotation of a GenBank genome assembly